CGAUUAAGUUAACGACACAAAUAACCCAUGCAAAGUAAAAUAUAAAUAUACUUAUAUAUAUAUACACUUAAAGCUGCAGUGCAAAAGUUUAUACAUUUUAGUACAGCGAUCGGGAUGUGUUUUUUGAAGCGGAUAGUGACUUUAUUAGUGUACAUUAACAUUGUAUCAGGAGCUCAUGGCUCGCUUUGCUCGGUGGAGAAUCGAACCGCAGACCUGUCAGCAUGUCUAGAGAAGAUAAGAGAAUUCCUGUUCGUACCAAACAAGUUCUGGUUUGGCUCUGAUUAUUCACAGAGGUGCCCGAAUAAUGAGGACAGCGGCGUGUUUUGUAUGAAUCCGAAACCAUCUGCUCAAAGUAUACAAGUUAGACUGUUCCCUUCUACGGAAUACACGGCGGGACUUGACCGAUUUCUGGAGAUGGAGUUUCAAUCUGAGGGAAAGAACUACAAAGCAUGUGGGAACACAUAUAAAACGACGGAAUCCUGGAGUUACAGCGCGGAUCCACUUUCCGACAUGGUUGUCUACCCUUGGUAUGUGAAAAACUUCCCCAUUUCCGUCAAGUGGAAUUAUACGGUCGGGGACUACUUUACGUUGAUGGUAUAUGAUGCCGGGUAUUUGACAUCCAACGGUCUCCAUAUAAAUAUACAGCAUGAUGACAUCACUUCUGGUGAGGUGGUUCGACACUAUGGGCAGCCGCUUAUUGGUACAGAUAUCAAAAACCCCUACGUAUUUAUGCUGUUCAAACAAAACGGCAUGAUUACUCUGUCUGAGGCUUGGAGGGAAAAAUUUACUACCGGAAAUGUAGCCGGGGCCUGGACUAUUGAAGAUUUUACAACAGCCGUAAAUAUGAGCGGUCUAGUAGCAGUAAAUUGGAUUGUCGUGAGCGGGGAUGAGUGGAUUGCCCAGAAAAUGUUGGACACACAAGGACCCUAUUCUCUCUGCCCAUUAUAUGCAACAAAAGCGUUGCUUGAAAAACCACGCCCAUUUAUUCCAAGUAACACCCAGCUGUCUGUGUGGAUAGAUUUCAAGUUUAUGGUUGACGUCAGCUCUACAAUCAACGUCUGCUGCAAGACGUCAACAUACACGCCACGUAACUUCACACUAAAUCCCAUUGGAAACGAGCUCCUUAGCACGUAUGACGUGAGAAGUGAAACACCACAUGUUCUUUCUUUCUCAAAGCUAGGGUUAUAUGCCGAACGUCAUAAUUUCACAGGUGAUAUGUAUACGAUCAUAGCCAUUGAUCCGGAUGUACCCCUGCCAACAGUGGGCACACCAGAGAGGCCGAUUCUGCAUGGCCUUGUUACGAACAUCGUAAACGGAAACUUAAAAGAAGGAGAAAAAGGCUUGUCUUGGACUGGGCCAUAUCCACCAAACGACAGUCCCCACUAUUAUUACACCUUGUUAUACAAACAACAAUCAGCAAUAAAUGCCACUGAACUGAUGUAUAAAUACGCUGGAGACUGUGAAGAACGUCUGGCAGGAAGAUGUUUGUAUAACAUUAAUCAAGCUGUCCAUGAUAAUAACCUCGUUUUAGUAGGAGCCACGUGGUUUAGAUCGCAAAAAGAUGCGUAUGUAUUGGAGAGGCAACUGAACGCUACCGGAAGUGUAGAAGCGGAAGUGUGUAAAGGCCAGCCUGGAUAUAAAGACCCAUGUACAACAAGCGCUGCACCAACGUCACUUUCUUCCAUUCUCAAAGCGUGCACAUUUUGGUUGAUUUCAACCGUGACAAUGAGCUUCGUAAAAAGUUGUUGAUUCAGAUGACAAUUUCCAGUUAUUGCUAUCGCAAUGAAAUAGCAAAUUUUUAUUCUAAUCAUUUAAGAAUAAUGAAGAUUUUCCAUGAUCAUAAUGUUAAUCGAUUGCCACAAGCAAUAAAGAAGUCAUUCAGAAAUC
Molecule: messenger RNA, 1887 nt
Organism: Ruditapes philippinarum (Manila clam)
Lineage: Eukaryota; Metazoa; Mollusca; Bivalvia; Venerida; Veneridae
Exons: 10
Coding region: 115-1749 (544 amino acids)
Source: RefSeq, a predicted model, not a curated record